Molecule: messenger RNA, 799 nt
Organism: Camelina sativa (false flax)
Lineage: Eukaryota; Viridiplantae; Streptophyta; Magnoliopsida; Brassicales; Brassicaceae
Biological process (GO): protein ubiquitination
Molecular function (GO): ubiquitin protein ligase activity
Source: RefSeq, a predicted model, not a curated record
ACAGUCUCAUAUCUUUUACGAAUCAUCUUUGACUCUGUCUCUAAGUUUUCCUUUUCUGAUUUCUGUCUCUGAGUUUUAUUUUCCUGAUUUCUUCACUCCGACAAUGGAUACUGAAUCAUUCAGACUCGAUGUUAAUCUAGCCGUUACGUCUCAAGAUCCGUCGUUAGGGUUAUUAAGCACGGUGAAAAUCACUGUAAAGAGAGGGUACUUCGAGGAGUUUAUCAUAGAGAAGAACGAUGAUGAUCAUCAUGAUAGCAUCAAGAGUGUCGGAUCUUACCGGGAUUCUCCACCAGGUCCAGACUCAAAAUUCAUUCUGAAACUCCGAACAUUCGAGCCUAAGGACGUCUAUCGAACCCUCCAUAGCCAACUCCACGAUAAACUCUUGUCCGAAUACAUAGCUGAUGAGAUUGUUGUCCAAGCCCUACGACAAAGAAGCAAAAGUUCUAACUUGCCAUUGACACAACAACAACCUUUAUUCAUGAAAGGCACUGUCAAACUGACACAGAAGGUGUACAACGUUGUGCGUCGCAACUCUGCUCUGUCUCUGUCGGCAACAGAUUUGACGACUUGUGCCAUCUGUUUGGAAGAUCUGGAUCUGUCUAGAACCGAGGACUACUGCCACGUGCCUAACUGCUCCCAUUGUUAUCAUGAAGAAUGUCUCAAUAAGUGGGUAGAUCGAUCUAAUGGCACAUGCCCUCUCUGUCGCCAACUAUUUGACGAACCAGAGUCUAAUUAGGGUUUCAAAACUUGUUUUAUUAUCUUGUGGUAGUCUUAAUGAUUUGCUAAUUUGUGUUUUGUU